AUGAGUGAUAAAAAAAAUAAAAAAGAUAAAAAAAAUAAAAGUGAUAUAAAUGGUAAAAACAAAAAAAAUAAUGAUAAUAAUAAUAAUAAUAAUAAUAAUAAUAAUAAUCCUAGUGACAAUUCUUGUAACCAAGUUGUAGACAAUACAAAAGAUGAGGUGAUGGAAACACCAGAACAAAAUGAUAAAAUAAAGGAGGAAAAUCCUUUGAAUAAUAAUAAUAAUGAUGAUACCAUAUGUAAUAAUAAUAAUGAUGACACCAUAUGUAAUAAUAAUAACGAUGACACCAUAUGUAAUAAUAAUAAUGAUGACACCAUAUGUAAUAAUAAUAAUGAUGACACCAUAUGUAAUAAUAAUAAUGAUGACACCAUAUGUAAUAAUAAUAAUGAUGACACCAUUUGUAAUAAUAAUAAUGAUGACACCAUUUGUAAUAAUGAAAAACCUUUGAAUAACAAUGAAUCGAAUAAUAUUGAUAAAAAUAUAAACGAUAAAGAUGGUUCCUCUUGUUUAUCGUCCCUUCAAAAUGAAGGAAUAGAUAUGAAUCAAAUGAGGAAUAAUAAAGAAAAAAAACGAAUAAGUGAUGCUUCUGAUAUAUAUGCAAGAACAGAUAGUGUAAAUAGUAAUUUAAUAAAAAUUAGUCAGAGUAGUGAAGAAUGGGAACCAAAAAAUAAAUGGACAUUAUCUGUUUUAUUUCAAAAUAUAAAAUCUAUAGUUGUAAAAAAUUAUAUAUUUGUAGCAAAAAAAUGUGGGAUUCCUAACCAACCAAAUAAACCUGGUCCAGUACUAGCCAUAAGUAUUGAAAAAGCAAAUAAUGAUGAUUCUGAUAAUAUAAUUAUACAAACACCAUGUGCUUAUGAAAAAUAUUCUUUAAGAGGUAAAUUAAUUCAACAUAAAAGUUUAUAUCCUUGUACUAUUACAUGUAUGAUGAAUGGAAGUAUAGGUGGUAUUGGUAAAGUAGUUAUUUUAGGAGAACAAAAUGGUAAUGUUUUGAUUUAUAAAAUUGAUAAAUUUGAAUGUAUAUUAAAAUUAAAUACUAAAGAAUGCUUAAAAAAAUAUUUUAAUAAUAAUCCAACUACUAGAAGAAAAUCUAUUAAUAAUUAUAUGGAUUUUAAAGAUAAAGUUGUUAAUUAUUAUCAUCAUCCUACUAAUGAUAAAGAACAACAAAAACAAACAACACAAUAUAAUCAUAACAAUCUUAAUAACAAUUUUAAUAAUAAUUUAGAUCCUUCUCAAACUAAUCAUUAUAAUUAUCCAUAUGAUGAUAAUGACUUGUCAUAUCAAAUAUCAGGUAUUUCAGUUAAAUCCACAUUUGCUAAUUUUAUUCAUUGGAUUAUAGCUGGAAAUAUGAAAGGCUAUAUUUUUGUUUGGGAAGUACCUAGUGGAAAUAUUAUUAAAAUUUUAUUACCUCCAUUAUAUUUUUUUAAUGAAGCAAAGAAAAAAAAAAAAAAUAAAAAAAAAAAACAACAACAACAUGAAAAAACAAAAAAAAAAACAAAUAAUUAUAACAAUCAUAAUUAUCCUUACUCUUCUUCGUCUUCAUAUUCGUCUUCCUAUUCGUCGUCCUCUUCCUCAUCCUCCUUCUCUUCAUCAUAUUAUAGUGAUGAUUUUUAUUAUGCAUCUAAUGGGGAGAAGAAAAGCAAGAACAAAAAAAAAAAAAGAAAAAAAAAAAAAACAAACACAAAUAAAAAUAUAAAUGAAAUUAAAAAAAAUACAAAUGAUGUGAAGAAUCAAAAUAGACAAAAUUAUAAUGGGACGCAAAAUAAUUUAAACAUGUCACACGAUACUCUUAAUAGUACCAAUGUAAAUGAAAAGUUAGAAAAAAGAGAAGAAGCAUAUAAACAAAAUGCUCUUACUAAUAGUGAUCGACAAAAUAGUACUUAUAAUAGUGACGACAAUAGUUAUAAUCAUAGCGAUGAAAGUAGUGAUGAUAAUAGUGACUAUUGUAGUGAUGAUUUAUAUUCAGAUGAAUAUAGUGAAAGCGAUACUUCUCCUAAUAAUUCAACUAAUGAAUCCUAUGAUAUAAAUUCAAUUCAUAAUAAGAGAAAAAAAAAUAAAAAGAAUACCUAUAAGGAUAUAUCCAACAAAUGUUACGUUUCAGCUAUCCUAGCUGUUACACAUAAAUAUGAAUUGUGGGUUGCAUUUGGUAAUGGAUAUAUAGCCGUUUAUGACUUAUAUGAUUUUCAAUUACUUCUUUAUACAUGCAUUUCAAAAAGUCCCAUUAUGGAUUUAAAAUAUUCCAAAAUUUUGGAAGACGUCUUGAUAUUAAUUGGUAAUAAUUACUUAUCCGUGUGGGAUACGAAAACCUUAAAACAAGUUCGAAAAAUCCCAACUAGCCAAAUCACCAGCAAAAAUUCUUCAUUAUCGACCAUUUAUUUAUUAGAGUCACCAAACUCAUGGAAAUAUAAACAAGUGGUUCUUAUCGCAGGGUGUAAUAAUGGAUCCGUUUGUUUAACCAAUAUAACAAAAAAAGUUGAUGGAGAUUUAACUUUCUCUUAUAUCAAAACAUAUAAUAAACAUUUUGAACCAUAUGUCCCCAUCAGCUAUAUUUAUAUUGAACCUACCAUUAACGCUGCAUUCGUUGGAGAUGCAAGCGGGGUUGUUUUUACCUUACCUAGAAUUUUAAGUACAUUAAAAAAUAAUGAUAGUUCAAAAUAA
Molecule: messenger RNA, 2652 nt
Organism: Plasmodium adleri (nom. inval.)
Lineage: Eukaryota; Apicomplexa; Aconoidasida; Haemosporida; Plasmodiidae
Product: conserved Plasmodium protein, unknown function
Exons: 1
Coding region: 1-2652 (883 amino acids)
Molecular function (GO): protein binding
Source: RefSeq, a predicted model, not a curated record